AUGGCCGACGUCGCCGAGGUGAAGGAUGCGUUCGAGUCGCAGGGCUACGCCCUCGACUCCAAAGUCAUCGCCGACGAGGCCUUCGCGCUGUGCCGCCAGUUCAACCUCGACGCCUUCGACCUCGCGCUCCACUGGGACGGCUUCUCGGUGGAGCAGGCGAGCAAGAAGGACAAGAAGGCGCUCAUGCCGGACGCGUCGAACAUCGAGGCGUUCAAGCUCCACGUCGAGCGCAAGGUGGCCGAGCGGCGCAAGUCCACGUCCAUGCGAACCCCCAAGUCCCUGGUGUACGGCAGGCCCAACCUGAUGGAGUCGCUCGAGAAGAACCCUCGCGCGCUGGAGGAGUCCGGCGCGUUCGCUUCCAUCACCCCCGGCCGCGGCGGCACCACGCCGGGCGCCAAGACCUCCGCCGCCAAGGCUGCCUACGCCGGCACCGCGCCGUCCCAGGUCGUGGCGCUGCCCGAGGUGGACGCGCGGGGCGCGCUCGAGGCGCACGCCGCCGCCCCCGGCGCGUCCGCCUACGCCAAGCGCGCCGGAUCGCGAUCGGUCAAGACGGAGCUCGGCGCCGAUCUCCCGACGCUCGCGCAGGCGCCCGACACGCGACGCCCUCCCGUCGCCGUGCGCGUCAUCGACGCCGUCACCGAUCUCCCCGCGCUCGCCACCGACGUGCGGUUCAUGCGCGAUCGCAUCGGCGACAAGGUGGACAUGCUCGAGUCGAGAAUCGGCGAUUUUCGUCGCGAGACGGAACGAGUCACGGGCGCGGAUGCGUCGCGAGCGGUGUACGCCGCGUCGCAGGACGACGUCACCGUCGUCGGCAGAGUCGUCUGCGACAGCGAGGGCAGGCUGAACGAGGCGUCCGUGCAGCUCGAGGGCGAUAUGGCCAACUCCGCCGGCAUGCGCGUCCGACUGGAACUGAGAGACGUGCCCUCGUUUUCGCUCUUCCCCGGGCAGAUCGUUCGCGUCACGGGCGCGAACCCGUCGGGGCACUGCCUCGUCGCCAAGUCCAUCGUCGCACACGCGCCUCCGCCGAUGUGCGCUUCCCCCGCGUCGUCCCCGGCGUUCGGCGCGCAGUCCGUCGUGAUCGCGUCCGGACCGUUCACGUGUUCCUCGGACCUGAGUUUCGAACCAUUCGCUGAUUUGCUCCGGUACUGCGAGGAUAAGCGCCCGGAUUCCGUCGUGCUGUGCGGGCCGUUCGUGGAUUGCGACCACCGCGUGGUCCGCGGCGACGCCGGCGUGGACGUGUCGUUCGAGAAGGUGUUCGAGGUUGGCGUUCGCGACAGGCUGGCGGAAUUUGCCUCGAGGUGCGAAGCGGGCGGGUACGCGCCCAACGUCGUCCUCGUCCCGUCCGUCCGCGACGCCGUCGCGGACCCGGUGUUUCCCCAGCCCCCUCUCGAGAUCGAUACCCUGGGUCUCGACGCCCUGCUCCCGGACGGACGUUCGGACGGGAAAAAGGGCGCCGGGGUGGACGUCAUCGCGACGCCAAACCCGGGUACGUUUACGAUCAACGGCGUCCGCGUGGCGGUGUGCACGCACGACGUCCUCAGGCACCUCUCCGCCGCGGAGGCUGCGCGCGAGGACAAGUCGUCGGGCGCGGGCCCGUCGAGCGAUCGCAUGGCGCGGCUCGCGUCGCACCUCCCCGGGCAGCGCAGCGCGUAUCCGCUGUUCCCCCCCGCGCACGGCGCGUGUCUCGACGCUUCGCUCGCGUCGCACCUCGCGAUGGAGAAGACCCCGGACGUGCUCGUGCUGCCGUCCGACCUGCAGCCGUUCGCGAAGGUGUGCGAAUGCCCGGGCCUUCGCGGCGACGGGGGCGACGACGACGCGAGGUUCGUGGCGAUCAACCCAGGGCGGCUGGCGAAGGGUAACAUCGGCGGCACGCUCGCGCACGUGUACGUGAGCGAGGGCGCGCCGGAGCCGGGCGCGAGCGGGGCGCGGGCGCACGCGGUGCACGCGCGGGCUCGCGUGGACAUCGUACGCAUCUGA
Molecule: messenger RNA, 1977 nt
Organism: Micromonas commoda
Lineage: Eukaryota; Viridiplantae; Chlorophyta; Mamiellophyceae; Mamiellales; Mamiellaceae
Product: DNA polymerase
Exons: 1
Coding region: 1-1977 (658 amino acids)
Biological process (GO): DNA replication; DNA replication initiation
Cellular component (GO): alpha DNA polymerase:primase complex
Molecular function (GO): DNA binding
Source: RefSeq, a predicted model, not a curated record